AUGGCUGAGUCACUUCCAGUGGGAAGCAGAGGCAGCCUAUCUGGAGACUUGGGAGCGCUGCUGGAGUCCAGGGAGGCUGCUGACGUCACGCUGGAGGUAUCUGGGUCCAGGCUGUCGGCUCACAAGGCCAUCCUUGCAGCCCGUAGUCCCGUGUUCAGAGCCGAGCUGCGGGAUGUUACAACGGAUAGCGGCAGCCUCACCAUACGGAUCUCUGACAUGAAGGAGGAUGUCUUGAGGCAGGUGCUCUGCUUUAUGUACACAGACCAGGUGCCACGCCUCCGUGCUUACGUGGCUCAUCUCCUAGUGGCAGCAGACAGGUAUAACAUUCCACUCCUAAAAGAACUGUGUGAAGACACGUUGGCCAAAAACAUCACGACAGCCAACGCUUCAAUAAUAGCGGUCAUUGCGGUGAAGUGCUCUUGCGCCAAACUGAAGGAGGUCAUCAUCAACUUCAUAAGGGCUCACAAUGAAGUGUUGGCCACGAGUGGCUGGGAGGAUGCGAUCCUGAGGCACCCCAGAGCAGUAGCAGAGAUCUGUCGCCUCCUGGUAGCCAAACCGUCAAAAAAGGGGUAG
Messenger RNA from Schistocerca nitens (vagrant locust), 573 nucleotides. RefSeq names its product speckle-type POZ protein-like. The transcript has a single exon. Gene Ontology annotation, biological process: regulation of proteolysis; proteasome-mediated ubiquitin-dependent protein catabolic process. Gene Ontology annotation, cellular component: nucleus; cytoplasm. The record is from RefSeq and is a predicted model, not a curated record. Lineage: Eukaryota; Metazoa; Arthropoda; Insecta; Orthoptera; Acrididae. Bases 1 to 573 code for a protein of 190 amino acids. Gene Ontology annotation, molecular function: ubiquitin protein ligase binding.